Molecule: messenger RNA, 1224 nt
Organism: Impatiens glandulifera
Lineage: Eukaryota; Viridiplantae; Streptophyta; Magnoliopsida; Ericales; Balsaminaceae
Product: rust resistance kinase Lr10-like
Exons: 1
Coding region: 34-1185 (383 amino acids)
Biological process (GO): protein phosphorylation
Molecular function (GO): protein kinase activity; ATP binding
Source: RefSeq, a predicted model, not a curated record
AUGGUUUAAUUUAAAAUAUAUAUAUCUUUUUGAAUGCUUUAUUUGACUCCAAUUUUGAAUUUCCCAGCUCCAUGGUUCAUUUUUAGUAGAAUUUGUUGCAUGCCCUUCGUGAUCGGCUUUUUAGUCUACAAAUUCAAGAGAAGACAUUUCUCAACGUUCGACUGCAUUGAAGAUUUUUUGAGAAGUCAAAACAAUAUGGUGCCUAUAAGGUACUCUUCUUGGGAGAUUAGGAAGAUGACUAAUGGAUUUCGCCAUAAAUUGGGGGAAGGAGGAUACGGUUCUGUCUACAAAGGAACUCUUCGUAGUGGAACACUCGUGGCUGUGAAGAUAUUGAGCAAAGCCAAAUCAGAUGGACAAGAAUUUAUAAAUGAAGUCUCUACCUUAGGAAGAAUUUACCAUGUCAACGUCGUUCAACUUAUUGGAUUUUGUGCUGAGAGAUCUCAACGUGCUCUAGUUUAUGAGUUCAUGCCCAAUGGAUCUUUAGAGAAGUAUAUAUUCUUGAAAGAAGAGAACGCUUCCUUGACAAAUGACCAAAUUUUCAAGAUUGCCAUAGGAAUCGCCCGGGGAAUUGAGUAUCUACACCGAGGUUGUGAUGUGAGAAUCUUGCAUUUUGACAUCAAACCACACAACAUCCUUCUCGAUGAGGAUUUCACUCCAAAAGUGUCUGACUUUGGUCUUGCAAAACUUUAUCCCACACAAGAUAGUAUUGUGCCCUUAACUGCAAUAAGAGGAACCAUGGGUUACAUUGCGCCUGAACUAUUUUAUAGAAAUAUUGGAGGCAUAUCGUAUAAAGCAGAUGUUUAUAGUUUUGGGACGUUGUUGAUGGAAAUUGCUGGUAAAAGGAAAAAUUGGAAUUCAUCAGUUGAUUGCUCAAGUCAAAACUUUUUACCUGCUUGGGUUUACCAUCAAUUCAGUCAUGGGUUAUCUAUGGAAAUGGGAGAUGUGACUGAAGAUGAGGCAGUGAUUGUGCGCAAGAUGAUGUUGGUGGCGUUAUGGUGCAUUCAAAUGAAGCCAAGUGAUCGACCACCAAUGCAAAAAGUUGUUGAAAUGCUUGAAGCUGAUAUAAAGUUUAUCGAGAUUCCUCCUAAACCUUUCUUGUUUGGUGAAGAUAUGUCCUCUCAGAAUAGUAAAACUCUAUCUGGGGCUGGUAUGGAUGCCGUUACUAUGGAUAUAUGUGCACGUUAAAUGCUCAUUGUCAGAAAAUAAUGUUGUGUAUUUAGUGUA